This is a messenger RNA of Nannospalax galili (Upper Galilee mountains blind mole rat), 2102 nucleotides long. RefSeq names its product vestigial like family member 1 (gene Vgll1). Gene Ontology annotation, cellular component: nucleus. The record is from RefSeq and is a predicted model, not a curated record. Gene Ontology annotation, biological process: regulation of transcription by RNA polymerase II. The coding region runs from base 8 to 745 and encodes 245 amino acids. Lineage: Eukaryota; Metazoa; Chordata; Mammalia; Rodentia; Spalacidae. The transcript has 4 exons.
ACUUACAAUGGAAGAAAUGAAAAAGACUGCUGUCCGGCUGCCCAGAACUAGGCAGAAACCGAUAAAAACUGAAUGGAAUGCCCGGUGCGUCCUUUUCACCUAUUUCCAAGGGGACAUCAGCAGCGUAGUGGAUGAGCACUUCUCCAGAGCUCUGAGCAACCUUAAGAGGCCCCAGGGAUUGAGCUCCUCAAGCCAUAGUGAAGAUAUGGUCCUCAGGAAUGAUGGCAGCAUGCCUCCAAAUCAUUGGCGUUUCUCUUCUCCAUGGACAAAGCCACGACCAGAAGCCUCUCUUGCAAACUGUGCCACCAGCACAAACUUGGAUGAAUGUGGUACCAAGGCUAUGGAUCAGUACCCACUGUCCCUGCCCAAGACCCCGCCUGCGCGGCCUCGGGAGCUGUGGCAUUUCUCCUCCCUAGCCAGACCUGGCUCCCCAGAGCCUGACUAUCCUCGUGCCUUCCAUGACCCGCAUUUGGUUCCAGAGCCCCAACCUGAUGGGAAACAUGGGCCCCUCCUAAAUCUACUUCAUCAGGACAGAUACCUAGACUGUCCUCAGGAACAUGCCACAAGGGAGAAUUGCAAUCCCGUCAAGAUAGACGGAAGUGCAGGAUUGCUUCUGAACCUGCCUCCCAGCUCAGUUCACUGUAAGAAAAUAUAUGCCACCCCCAGUCGUGGACCUGCCAGUCCCAGACUUGCCAAUGAAAGAAGCCACUCUCUAGAGAGAAGAAAAGAUCUCUACUAUUAUUAGUCUCAUUUGGAAGAAGAAAGUCCCAUUUUUUCUAAACCUGCUCAUGAUUGUCCGCUUUAAAUUCAGAAGUUUUAGAGGCAUCGCUGUUCUUUUCUGUUUCUGCUGCUAAGUAAUAUCGAACCAGGCGCAAGUUACUGCUCUCCUUUCUCCUUUAAAUUGUGCUCCGCUCUUCCUUAGCAACAAUGCCCUAUGGCAGGGGUUUUCAAACACAAGCAGAUUCCCAGCUUCUAAAAUGUAUGAAAGAGCUGUUGUGGGGUGGGGAGCAUAGAGACCCACCUGCUGCCCAUUGUAUCCAUUGCCCCUUUUCUUAGAAACUAUGGCCCCUGGGCUUCCCCAGCAACGUCUUUUGAACCAAGAAUGAGUACAUGGGAUUCUAUGUGGCUAUUCUACUUUUCCAACUGAAUCAAGGCACCAAGAACAGCCCUAAGCUUUCCAGUUUAAGCUAGACUAUGGCCAAACUCACUCCUGCUUCAAUAAAAAGUAAAAUAAAAAUGGAGUGAAAACCACCCCCAAAUGGAUUGAGGUUGCUGAUUCCCUCCAUCUCCAACAUCUAGAAAGAAUAUGAAAAGUCUCUGCCUGGACCUGCUGAAUGAAAUAUUUUGAAAAAUUGUGUUCUUCAAUUCUAAGUAAAUAAUUUCAAAGGGAACUGUUGAGAAAUCUGAGAACUUACUGAUUAGACAUUGAACAAAGUGCUCUUUCCCAAGAUGGGCCUGCUGCUUGCUGGAGAACUUAUUCUAGGUAUAGAACCUUUUUGGAUUGAAGUUCCAUGAGUUUUGCUCAUCCUCUGCUCUGAUGAUGAGUACUGUGGCACCUCAUACCUUGUAGGUGAGGAUCUGGACUCUGGCGGGGCCCUACAGCCUCCCUAAGGGGUCCGCAUAGCUUCUAUAAACAGUGAACUACUCAGAGUUAGCAACAUCUGGGAGAUACUUUCUUUUCAGUGCUGAAGUGUUGGGUUCACCCAUGUGGAAUACCUACAGUAUCUCUGGACAACUUGGAGGAGCAGGUGAGGUUUAUUUCAAGAUGUUGCAACAGGACCUUCCUGAAAAUUCUUAUAGUUAAGAUGGCAAUUGAUUGACGCCAUUCAUCUCUCCAGUCUGGUAGACAGCCUUGUACUGGUAUGAGCUGGGUACUUGCCCUGUGAAAACCCUGGAAGCCCCUGCCAUCAGUGUUACCCUUCAAUGUCAUAUCUGCUCUUAUACAACAACCCAGAAAGAAUAAUAACAAAACUAUGCUUUUUGUAGAUGCUACUAGUCUGAAUUUGAAGAAUUAUUUUGUCUUGGGUUAUUUUGUGGCAUUCAUCAUCUCAUUUAAACUUCACAGCAGCCCUAAGAUUUGUAUUAUAAUCUUCUUUUUAAUA